This is a messenger RNA of Candida tropicalis MYA-3404, 1371 nucleotides long. Its product is annotated as mRNA (N6-adenosine)-methyltransferase. The record is from RefSeq and is a predicted model, not a curated record. Bases 1 to 1371 code for a protein of 456 amino acids. The transcript has a single exon. Gene Ontology annotation, molecular function: mRNA m(6)A methyltransferase activity. Gene Ontology annotation, cellular component: nucleus; RNA N6-methyladenosine methyltransferase complex. NCBI's taxonomy places the organism in Eukaryota, Fungi, Ascomycota, Pichiomycetes, Serinales, Debaryomycetaceae.
AUGUUAAAGACAAGAUUACAAGAGGAACAAUUGACAUUUCCGUCACUCAACGAAUUAAGAAGCUUAUUACCUUCAACAAAUAUUAUGGAUUAUUUGGAACCACCAAAGUCAUUAAAACCACCAUUUUAUACACAUGACAAAAUUAUUGAAACAAGCUUUAUGAUUGAUAAGGAUUCAAUCCGUAGCAUGAUUAAUAGAACUAGUGCCACAACUAUUCUCAACAAACAAAAGGCAAAACUAACUACGCUUGAAGAACCUUUCUAUGAGGUAUGUAAUGAAUAUAAUCAUAAUCAAAUAUUAGCUACAUUGGGGUUGAAUAAAAAAGAAUAUAGCCAUUUUGGGUCAAAACAGUCCAUUCCUGAAGAUUUGAUUGUUCAAAGAAUUUUGAAGUGUAAAAAUAUUAUCAGUAAAGAAGUAUUUAAAUGUUUUAGGGAGAAGAUCCAUUUUUUGCCCAUUAUAAAUACUCAUACUGAUUUGAAUUUAGGGGAUUGCUCUUACUUAGAUACAUGCCAUAAGAUGAAGACCUGUCGCUAUUUGCAUUAUUAUACACUUAAUCCCUUGUCAAAAAAAGAAGAUGAAGUUGCAAAUGAAUACAACAACGAAGAUAAAGACUUACAAUUGAAAGGAUUUGAAUACACCAUUGGUGAUUGUUUUACCGAAUCGUUUCGAGAAGUUUUACCUCCACAAUGGAUCAAUUGUGAUGUUCGCCAUUUACCAUUUUCAAUAUUAGGCAAGUUUUCUGCUAUAAUUUCUGAUCCAGCUUGGGAUAUUCACAUGUCUUUGCCUUAUGGGACAUGUAAAGAUGAUGAAUUGUUGUCUUUACCAAUGGAUGAGUUGCAAGAUGAAGGUAUAAUUAUGCUAUGGGUCACUGGUAGAUCCAUUGAAGUUGGAAGAAGAGCCUUGACCAAAUGGGGUUAUAAGAUUUACGAUGAAAUGAUUUGGAUUAAAUUGAAUCAAUUGAGAAGAACAAUUGUUACGGGACGUACUGGUCACUGGUUAAACCAUUCAAAGGAGCAUUUAUUGGUUGGAUUAAAAGGUGACCCUAUUUGGAUUAACAAACAAAUUGACAUUGAUGUUGUGGUUAGUCCAACUCGAGAAACUUCAAGAAAACCUGAUGAAUUUUACGAUAUUGUUGAGAGAUUGGUGGGUAAACAUUCAAGAAAAUUAGAAAUAUUCGGUAGAGAUCAUAAUACAAGACCAGGGUGGUUAACAAUUGGAAACCAAUUACAAGGUGUUUCAUUAUAUGAACCUGAACUUAAAUACAAGUAUGAUUUAUAUAUUGAGCAACAACAGCAGCAACUGCUGAAUCAACAAACACAACAACAUCAACUAACUCAUGAAGUUGAUUUUACAGCUAUGGAAAAUGUAUAA